GAGAUCAUCCUCGCUUCGUGAAGAGCUUUUUGGAUGCUGAGUGUGAUCCCUUGCUGUGCUUUUUCAUCUUAGAUUUAGGGAAUCAUUUUCGUGAAAGGCUUUUUCUCCCCAUUUUGUAUUUGCCGACGAUCGAAAACUAAUAAUCAUGGAUCCCGAAGCAUUUUUAGAAAUUGCAAAUCAAAUAUCCCGGUUACAGAUGUAUCCAUUUUUCGAACUUGCUCAUUGCAUCAUUAUGUGUUUGUACGUAAAAGAAGACUUAGCUGGAGGUGCACAUUUAUUUUCACGUAAACACCCAUUAGCAUGCUGGGUUUCAUGCAUGCUGUCCAUCUAUGGUGGAGCAAUGUUUGCCAGCUUUCUGUUAGGUGAACCAAUUCUUUCAUCAUUCAAGAAUCAGAAUUCAUUAUUACUUGCUACUGGUGCAUGGUAUGUGAUAUUUUACAUGCCUUUUGACAUUGGAUACAAAGUAUUCAAAUUUUUGCCCGUCAAACUGAUUCUUGCCCUCAUGAAAGAAGUGAUUCGCUGCAAAAAGGUUCAUGAUGGAGUAGUUCAUGCUGCAAAGAUCUAUCCAAAUGGCUAUUUGAUUAUGAUUAUUAUUGGCACACUGAAAGGUAAUGGCACAGCAUUCUUGAAAGUUUUGGAAAGACUGUUGCGUGGUGUCUGGACUCCAAAUGCUAUUGAAUUGAUGCAGAUGAGCUUUCCAACCAAAGCUUGCGUUGCCGCUUCCAUCAUAUUUGUUCUGGACAAGAAAACUGACAUCAUCUCUGCACCUCAUGCUCUUGUCUACUUCGGUGUUGUGAUUUUCUUUGUAUAUUUCAAGCUUUCUUCAAUGCUGCUGGGAAUCCACGAUCCAUUUGUUCCAUUCGAGAACCUCUUCUGUGCCAUCUUCUUGGGAGGUAUUUGGGACACACUCCAGCGACUCUUGACUCCAGCCAGCAAGGGAGAUCAGUCCUCUGUGAAAACAGACACUGCAAAAAAUGGAAAAACAGAAUCUGCAAAGAAGAAGGAAUAAAAUUUUCCUUCCUCUUUCUAAUGGAUAAAUAUGCCAAAGAAAUCCAAGCACAACUCUAUUGCAGUUACCAGAAUCCCGAAUUUAUCUUCUGAGAUAUUUUGAGAAUUUGAUUUGAAUAUAACCAAGACAAAGAGAAAGGUGCUUUUCAGUUAACAGAUAUAUCUGAAAAAUGUUUUUUUAUUAUUUAAGUAAAGACUACUAAUUUAUUCCUCGGCGAUUUCUGUAGAACUCUUAGAUGCAAAGCCAAAAGCAUUAUCAUAAUUUUUUUUUCUCUAUUUUGCCUUAUACUGUGCAUCAAAAUCUGAGUGAAUUUCAUUUUUUAUGGGAGUGUGCUUUAGAAUUAUCUUGGAUUUUUAUCUCUUAGUUCUUUUUAAAAUUUCAUCUAUUUCAUCUAUAACUUAUUUAUGCUUAUAAAGAUUUUUCAUUAGUACAAUGCGUACAAUAUUUCAAAUAUUAUGAUAGUUAAAGACAAAGUUCUUGAAAUUAUUCCUAUGACUUGUGCAAUUAAAUCUAGUCAGAAAUAAUAAAGUAUAUCAAAUUCAGAAGUACAAACAGGAAUCUUUUGUAAAUUUUGAAUCUACAGAAGUAAUCUAAAAGAAAUAGAGUUCUUGCAUUUAAGAUUUAAAAUAUAUCUUAUCAAUUUCUUGGAAGUGGAAGUAUUUUAUUGCAUUAAAUUUUAAUGUAUUUUAUCAUUAUUCUUUUAAAAAUGUAUGCUGUUAAAAUUUCCACCAUUUAUGUUGUUUUUUAAUUUUUUCUCCUCACUAAAACCAACAUAAAGAAAAUUAUAGUAAUUUUAUUAAUAAUUUUU
This is a messenger RNA of Argiope bruennichi, 1817 nucleotides long. Its product is annotated as trimeric intracellular cation channel type 1B.1-like. Gene Ontology annotation, cellular component: membrane. The coding region runs from base 146 to 1009 and encodes 287 amino acids. The record is from RefSeq and is a predicted model, not a curated record. Gene Ontology annotation, biological process: potassium ion transmembrane transport. Gene Ontology annotation, molecular function: identical protein binding; potassium channel activity. Lineage: Eukaryota; Metazoa; Arthropoda; Arachnida; Araneae; Araneidae. The transcript is spliced from 6 exons.